AUGGUCCUUCUUGCAGGUGUUGCAGCUCUACUCUUUGCUGCGCCGUCUAUUGCGACGGGAGCAGCCAAGAGCCUUUCAGGCGGAGAGAAAACUGCCUGCUCGAAGUUGAAGUCUGAAUACCCCGACGGUACCUUCCUGCCUGGAACCUCGGGAUACGCAUAUGAGACACAAGAGCCUUACUGGUCAGCCACCGUGUACAGCAGCCCUGCAUGCGUCUUCGUCCCCCAAAAUGCGCAGCAGGUUGCGUAUGCGGUCACUACAAUGACUUUGACACGGUCGAAGUUUGCCAUGCGAGGUGGUGGACACAUGCCGAUACCAGGUUACAACGGAAUCGAUAACUCGGGUGUGCUAAUGUCUUCAUCCAAUCUGACGACCUUAUCACUUUCAUCGGACAAGUCUAUGGUUUCCGUCGGCCCCGGCAAUCGAUGGAGGGAUGUAUAUGCCUAUCUCAAACCAUCUGGACUCGCAGCUGUCGGCGGUCGUGUGGGCCACGUGGGUGUUCCCGGUCUAUUGCUUGGUGGCGGUAUCUCUUUUUACUCUUCUGAAUACGGCUUUGCUUCCGAUAAUGUCAUGAAGUACCAGUGUGUGCUAUCUAGCGGUCAGAUCGUUGAAGCAACAGCGACGAACAAGUACUCUGACCUCUUCUGGGCAUUGAGGGGCGGCGGAAACUCUUUCUGCAUCGUCACAAGAUUCGAUCUGCGCCCAGUGGAGGGCAGCGACGUUCAUGUCGGUAUUGGCCAAUUUGACCAGACUCAAUCAUCCGGCUACCUGGACGGUGUCUACAACUUCGGCAAAUACGGAGGCUCUGACCCGAAAGCUGCCAUCAUUCCGACCAUUCUUACCUUCCCCGCGGCGAACAUGACUGUCUAUGCGGCUGCGAAGUUUUACCACUCCGUCACAAACAACCCUGAAGUAUUCGAAAACUUCACCGCGCCAAAGCUCACCCCAGUCGCCGAUUCAUACGCACUGCAACCUUUGUCAGACUACAUUGCAGCUACAGACGCGCUCCAACCACUAGGAUUGCGCCAGGAAUUCCGCACCCUUUCGUCCGUCGUUGAUCGCAAGGCUGUGCAGCUCAUUCACGAUGCCUUCAUCUCCGGUGUCAAUGCCAAACUGCCCAACGUUGCCAAUCUUCAAGCUUCAAUCACCUUCCAGCCCGUCACCAAGGCGUUCCUUUCACACAGCGCCAAGACUGGAGGCAAUCCCCAAGGUGUCGAUGUCUCCAAGGCGCCGUUCUUCUGGAUGGUCGAGAACUUUACCUGGUCUUCUGCGAGCGAUGACGCCAAGGUGCGCGCUGCUGCGGACGAGAUUACGGCAAGCAUCAACAGCAUACUCCGUGCCAAAUCAUACAGCGCUCAGUACCUUUACAUGAACGAUGCAGGCAAGGGUCAGCCAAUCUUCCAGAGCUACCCCGCUGCCAACUUGAGGAGGUUAAAGACUAUUCGCACUAAAUAUGAUCCUCUCCGGGUCUACACCAACUUGAUGCCUGGUGGUUGGAAAGUUGCUGAUGCUUGA
Molecule: messenger RNA, 1515 nt
Organism: Alternaria triticimaculans
Lineage: Eukaryota; Fungi; Ascomycota; Dothideomycetes; Pleosporales; Pleosporaceae
Exons: 3
Coding region: 1-1515 (504 amino acids)
Molecular function (GO): FAD binding
Source: RefSeq, a predicted model, not a curated record